AUGACAUUGUUCGACUUACUGUCUUGGCUUAGCCAUCAUGGCAGUUGGCUUUGGGAUUGGUUGAUGCGUCAGCAUUUAUUAGGUAUUAACCAAAAAGUUUCGGGGAAGAACACCAAUACGGCGAAGGCAGUUAACUAUCCAUCUCCUGACAUUGAGGCACGAAAGCGUGGGGAACAAAAAGGAUUAGAUACCCUUGUAGUCCACGCUAAACGAUGA
Ambispora leptoticha is the source of this 216-nucleotide messenger RNA. The record is from the annotation of a GenBank genome assembly. NCBI's taxonomy places the organism in Eukaryota, Fungi, Glomeromycota, Glomeromycetes, Archaeosporales, Ambisporaceae.